Messenger RNA from Ceutorhynchus assimilis (cabbage seed weevil), 928 nucleotides. The record is from the annotation of a GenBank genome assembly. Lineage: Eukaryota; Metazoa; Arthropoda; Insecta; Coleoptera; Curculionidae.
AUUUAGUUAAGUAAAUUUAACUCAACAACACGUGAGAUCAAAAUUUUCCUAAAAACAUGCAAAAAUACCUAAUUUUUGCUUUUCUGUUGGCAAUUAGUGCCUGUGGAAGUCCUCUAGUCCAAGAAGGCCAAGAGAAUAGUAGCAAUGAAGAAGCCACAGCUGCUGUCGAAGAACCACAAGUUAAUGGAGUCAAAGAUCUAUACGUUAUCAGAAAAGUCGUCUACGAAAUUGGCAUUUUAACUGACGCAGACAACAACACAGAUUACGACAACAAAACUCACGAACAAAUCGAUAUAUCUUUCUUCGACCCCAAAGACAAUGGUUCUUUCAUCGACCUGUCCAAUAUUCCUCUACCACUUGAAACCAACGUCACUGGUACAGCUCUAACAGGAAUUUUACCUUCAAAUUUGGGAAAAUUCGUUUUCAGCAACAAUGGAAGCGUAGCUGAUUUGAAAGAGAGCAACUUACCGGUUUUUCCUGACAAGCAAGUUAAGGUCACCAAAAAUAUUUCUACCAACGACCAAGAGAAGAGUUCGAAUAUUUUGUCUGGUAUCAGUGACGUGUUGGGCCUUACAAAAUUGGUGAAACACAAGGCAAACACGACCAGUGAUAAUUCUGCAACUAAUUAGGGUAAUUUUUGUUAUUGUUUAUUGUAAUAUAUUUGUGUCCCUGUCUGUUUUUUUUAUUGCUAAAAGUACAAAAGCCAAUAGACUUUGAACUGGUAGAAUCUAGGCGAAACCGACACGAUUAUGGCGAAUUAACCUUAGUGAGAUUAUGCCAAUACAUGCUAAUACCAUUAGUCUAUUUGUGUUGUUUUUUUAAUGACAUCAUUACAUGUUAUUAUCUAUUUGAUAGUAGUUAGAGGUUCAAUAUUUGCUCAAGUUUUGUUUAAAAUAAAACAUAGAAAUGUUUGGAUUAUAUUCUUCUA